AUGCACAAUGAAGUCGUCAUCACAAGGAACCCGCUCAUUACCAAACAAACUGAACAACAACAACAACAACAACAACAACAACAACAACAACAACAACAACAACAACAACAACGACAACAACAACGACUCACACAAGCGUUGUUUGUGCCUGUCGAGAUAUAUCUCAGUGACCUGCCGCCCGACCACGGCUAUCACCACGAUCCUCACGCGACUCCAUAUCCCCCGCGUCAUCACCAAUUGCAGCAGCAACACCAGCUCCCCUCCAUGGCCCCUCCCAGCGCGCCACCGCCGCACCAUACAAACCCAUACCAAGAUCCCACCAUGUCCGGCUCCGCGUCGUCGGUUCCUCCUCAUGCUCCCCCCGGCCCGGGUGGUUCCAGUCACGGCGAUGGAAGCAGCCAUGGCGGCCAAUUACAAUCAACCCCGCCAUCCCACCAGCAGCUACACGAACGGGCGCCCUUGACGGCCGAGGAAAGGAUGCAGCAGGAGCAAAACUUGAAGCCAUACUCGGGGACCGACAGUCAGGGGAGGAUGUAUUCUGAAAUUGAAUACUCAAUGUUCAUCUGCAACGUCAGCCUAUACACAGAAGACGCCCUAAAGGAAGUAAACCUCGUCCGACACACGACCUCAACGCCCUCCAUCUCGUCUACCACCCCAGCUUCGUACGCCUCCCUCGAGCAAACGACGCCCGCUUAUUCGCAUAUUCUCCCGUCGAAUCGAGAUAUGAGCUAUGGGCAUCACCAGGGGAUGCAGUACCAAGGGAACCCGGGCAUGAAUCCGUAUGAUAUGCAGACAAGUCCUUACCACGCUGGCUUUGUAAACGGCAACCCCUACGGCGCCCCCGCUCCCUCGCACUACCAAUACAAUCAACCACUUCCACCCCAGCCCGGGCCUUACGGCGCCCCGCGAGGUCCUUACGACCACCCAACUCAGUAUGGCGGUAUGCACGGUGGUGUAGGCGGACCUCUGCAGCACAGGAUGUCGGUCAGCAGUACUAGUGGCCAGGGCGGACAGCAGCCUCAGGGAAUGUUCACGAGAAACCUGAUUGGAAGCCUGGUUUGCAGCGCCUUCAGGCUGACAGAUACAAACGAUAAGAUUGGGAUUUGGUUCGUGAUGCAGGACUUGAGUGUGAGGACUGAGGGUGUUUUUAGGCUCCAAUUUUCCUUCGUAAACGUUGGCCUCCCCACCCCCCUUCCUUCAGGAUCAUCCGGCUCCGGCACGGGCAUCAACCAAUCCAAGGCUCCGAUCCUCGCUUCCGUCUUUAGCGAGCCGUUCCAGGUGUUUAGCGCUAAGAAGUUCCCGGGAGUGUGCGACAGCACGGCGCUCAGCAAGUGUUUUGCGACGCAGGGCAUCAAGAUACCCAUCAGAAAGGAGGGGGCGAAUAGUAAGAAUAAUGAGGAUGAUGAUGACUAUUAAGCUGGUGGUUUUGGAUACGGUCUAGCUUGUCAGAAAUGGGAUGGCCAUUUUGUUGAAAGGAGGACACCGAGCAGGGUGUGGAUAGACGACCCAACAUUGAUGGGAAUGUUGGAUGCUCGACCCUCACUGCCAGUCACGUUGUCAAAGCUGCCAUCCG
Molecule: messenger RNA, 1573 nt
Organism: Neurospora tetrasperma FGSC 2508
Lineage: Eukaryota; Fungi; Ascomycota; Sordariomycetes; Sordariales; Sordariaceae
Exons: 6
Coding region: 1-1416 (471 amino acids)
Source: RefSeq, a predicted model, not a curated record